AUGCCGAAGAAAAGCCCUCAAAACUUGGAAGGGAAACCCAGCAAGGAAAUAAAUCAAGUCCCUAUAACGGAAGAACACAUCUAUAAAUAUCUCAAGGAACAUUAUGGUCUAACCCCACCCACGGUAAAUUUUACUCUUCGAUCCCCUUUUACUCAAGGCCUAUUAGAUAAGUCGAUGCCAGUGACGUACAAACAACCCAAGUUUCAAUUAUUUGACGGCUUGGGAAACGCGACAGAGCAUGUAUUUCGUUUUGUCAUGAGUUUGAAUGAACACGCCACAAAUGACUCUAUUUGCCUCAGGAAAUUCGGAAAGUCACUUACCGGGGAAGCUUUCUCGUGGUUCGUAGGGCUUGAAGAAAACAACAUCUCGCCGUGGAACGAAAUUCGAAACCAAUUUAUGAAGAAAUUGUACACUCGGCAGAAGCAACUUACCAUAUCAGACAUCUGUAACCAUAAAUUCAAGCCGGGAGGAAAGUACAUACAUUUUGCGAGGAGCUUCUGGGGAGAGUGUUUUCGUAACAAAGUGAAAAUUCCUGAGAAGGAACUUGUCAAGAUAGGCAUCAGCCGGUUUUCGGCGGAUCUUAGUUUUAUUAUAGCAGCAGUUAGGUUAGAAACCUUUGCAGACUUCGAGGACGCAUGUUCUCGGGAAGACGAUGCAACGAAAUUCAAAACAUCCGAAGCCAAACAAUGGGGGCACUCAGUGUCGUACGCCAAGGACGAGGGAGCCAACAGACAAGGAAAAAGACAAUCUGACUUUAGAGACGGUAAAGGUUACAAAAGGAGCAGCGACUCAAGCGAAGCAGUAGAGCCCCCGGACUUCCCAUGCCCACUAGAAGUUGCAAUCGAACUUUUGGAAGAGUGGCGUAAGGACGGGGAUAAGACCCUUCCCUCUCCUGCGAAAGAACCAACAAAACAAUACAAACGUCACCCAAGGUACUGCCACUUCCACCAAAAGGUGGAACAUGCGACAAAGAACUGUAGAACAUUCAAGUGGAAAAUCCACAACAUGCAGAGGAGCGGGGAACUCGAUUUUGGCACAAAGACACAUAUUCAGAAGGAUAGAUUUCCACGGCAAGUCUUCAUGAUCACACACGAAGAGCCUGAGGCAACCACGGGGGAAGUUUGUGUUGUUUCUGAGGCAGAUGACUAUCAAUUCAUUGCUUCCAUGGUUGCCAAAAACCACUGUUUGCAGCAUUUUUCGAUACUCUGA
Papaver somniferum (opium poppy) is the source of this 1209-nucleotide messenger RNA. RefSeq lists its product as uncharacterized. NCBI's taxonomy places the organism in Eukaryota, Viridiplantae, Streptophyta, Magnoliopsida, Ranunculales, Papaveraceae. The transcript has a single exon. The coding region runs from base 1 to 1209 and encodes 402 amino acids. The record is from RefSeq and is a predicted model, not a curated record.